Molecule: messenger RNA, 4583 nt
Organism: Aphis gossypii (cotton aphid)
Lineage: Eukaryota; Metazoa; Arthropoda; Insecta; Hemiptera; Aphididae
Product: solute carrier organic anion transporter family member 74D-like
Exons: 9
Coding region: 824-2983 (719 amino acids)
Biological process (GO): sodium-independent organic anion transport; transmembrane transport
Cellular component (GO): membrane
Molecular function (GO): protein binding
Source: RefSeq, a predicted model, not a curated record
CCGGCAAACCGACACUGUACCGAGCGAGCGCGGCGCCGACGAUCGCAGUAGCAGUGCUCCGGUCGUCCAGACCUCCCGACACACGCGCGCGCAUGCUCUUCCAAUCCACCGCCGCUGUCGUCCGGUGCGAAUGAUAAUAACAAUAAUAAUAAUAAUAAUAUAAAAAAAUAUCACAACAACAACAACAAAAACGUUUACACACGUAAUACGCACAGAGCACAUUUCACACGCUUUCAUUCAUACUUUUUCCCAUAGUUCACCGGAAGUAAUAUAUAUAUAUAUAUAUAGACGUUAUUUAAUAGGAUACACAUCAUGUGCUGUUGUAUACCUAAAAAUUAAAUAGGCAUAAUAUAAUAUCGAAUUAGCAUAUUUUCUUGCACAGCAGCCGUCAGAAAAACAUUUCAAGUCGCGCUUUCGCCGGUCCGACGGUCUAUCGCGCGUGUGCAAAAGUUUGUGGUGUGACAUCAAACUGUAUAUAAACUUAUCUGUAUCGGACAAAUAAAUCAUAUCGAUAGCGCACAACCGUGGGCGACAGACGCGCGCGCGGUCGGUUCGGGGGAGAACGUCUCGAGCGAGAUCGGUCGUGAGCCACGGCGAGGAGCGGAACAGUAGCAGCGGCACCAGCAUCGGCACCAGCAGCAUCUGAAGCCAAAAUUCUAACUGUGCCGCCGACGCUGUGGACGGUCAGAGAGCCCCACUAUGACCACAGACACCACGACGGACCGGAGCAGUGCAGCACAGUGAGCCGUGCCCGACCGAAGACGACGACGGUGCAGCAGUCGCGGUCCGGAACCGCAGUGACGAGCAGUGUGCGGCGCGAGAAAUGGCCGCGUUCAAGGGCCGAACCGGGACGGAGGCCGACGACAAGGAGUCUGCGGCGGCGGAUUCCAUGUUGGUCAUCCCCGUGAUCGGCGACCGUAACGUCGCGGACGCUCGCCACGACGACGACGACGACGACGACGACGUGCAGUGCGGCAUCGGGCCUUGCCGGUCCAAGUGGAUGCAGGUGUUCGCGUCCAAGCAAGUGUUCUUGGCCACGUUCUGCUUCAGCUGGGUGUUGCAGGGCAUGUUCUCCACGUACUUCGUGAGCGUCAUCACCACGCUGGAGAAGCUGUUCCAGCUGCAGAGCAAGACCAUGGGGUUGGUGCUGAGCGCCACCGAAAUCGGACAGAUCGGUUCGUCGCUGUUGCUCACGUACUACGGCGGCCAGGGACACCGGCCCAGGUGGAUAGCGUCCAGCAUGGUGCUGUUCGGCGUGGCCACGUUCGCGUGCUCGUCGCCGCACUUCCUGUUCGGCCACCACCAGUAUUCGCCGGCGUCCAAUAUGGGUGGCGGCGGCGGCGGAUUCGCCGGGUCCGAAGGCAACGCCACCAACCUGGCCGACUAUUACCCGUCCAACGUGUGCGUGCCUCCGGACCUCACCAACGGACAGACCAGCCAUCAGCCGCUGGUCCAGCAGCACGAGAUGUGCGAACAAAACGAACUGUCCGAACAGCUGGAACAGUCCAGGAACACGCAGAUCGUACUGGUCAUAUUCUUCACCAGCCUGCUGGGCGUGGGCAUCGGUCAGACGGCCGUCUACACGCUGGGCAUACCGUUCAUCGACGACAACGUGGCCAGUCGCGAGUCCCCGCUGUACUUCUCCAUCACCAUCGGCGUCCGCAUACUCGGCCCGUCUUUCGGGUUCCUGUUGGGCGCCCUGUGCACCAGCCUGUACGCGGACCUCAGCAACGAGCCCAACAUGGACACCAACAACCCGCGGUGGGUGGGCGCCUGGUGGCUGGGUCUGGUGGGCAUUUCGGCCACGCUGCUGUUGACCUCCAUACCCAUGUUCGCGUUCCCCAAACGGCUGUCCAGUCCUCCGUCGGCUUGCAACGGCGCCGUGAAAAAACAGCACCCUCCCCCUUACGACGGGCUGCCGUCCGUGCCCAAAGCGCCCAAGCUCAAAGACUUUCCGACCGCCGUCAAGAGGCUUCUGAAAAACGACAUGCUCAUGUACAGGACCGCGAGCAGCGUGUUCCACCUGUUGCCGCUGGCCGGCAUCUAUACGUUCCUACCGAAAUACUUCGAGUCACAGUUCCAUUUUCCCACGCACACCGCUAACAUGGUCACAGGAAUUUACGGAAUUAUGGUUAUGGGGAUUGGAAUCAUAAUAUCUGGAAUAUUUAUACUGAAGAAAAAUCCAAAUGCUAGAGCAGUUGCCGCAUGGAUCGCGUUUACGGCCCUGGCAUAUGCCAUCGGUAUGUGCAUUUUAAUGUUUUUCGGAUGUCCAACCACGAACAUCACAGGACUGCAAUAUGACGAACUGAAUCAGCCCAAGUUUGUGUCUCCGUGCUCGGAUCAAUGCGUGUGUGACGAGGAGAUGUUCAGUCCGAUAUGCGGCGUGGAUGGGAUAACGUACUUCUCAGCGUGUCACGCCGGAUGCCGGAAUCAGACGUUCGGAAAAGAGUACAGUGUCGGUUACAAGUUCACGGACUGCCAGUGCAUGAACAAUAACGUUACGGAGGCGUAUCCGGGCUCAUGCAAAGACGAUUGCGAGGAUUCGGGCUUUUGGUACAUAGCUUUAUUUUCCUUAUUCGUGUUCAUUCAUUCCACUUCCGAAGUGGGCAGCAUGUUACUCAUCCUUCGGUGCGUACAUCCUCAGGACAAGGCCAUGGCUCUCGGACUCAUACAGUUUGCCAUAGGCCUAUUUGGUAACGUUCCUUGCCCCAUAUUGUACGGAGCGGUCGUCGACUCGGCAUGUCUCAUAUGGGAAAUGACGUGCGGGAAACAAGGAGCGUGCUCUCUGUACAACUCGGACUCGUUUCGUAUCUUCUACCAUGGUGUUACUGGGGCGCUGAUGAUGUGCGCCUUUUUCGUUGAUAUAAUUGUCUGGUACAAAGCUGGGAGUAUAAACUUCGAGGACGAUCAUCAACUGCCAGUUAACGAGGAAGAACUGAGUCAACUGACACCCAUCACUGAUAAAACCGAAACGACUGUUUGACUAUAAUAGAUGGUACUAAAAACAUCAACAUUAACACGAUUUGUCAUGUUCCUUAUUCAUAACCUCGGAGAGAUCUGUUUAAUUUUUAUUGAAUUUUAUACGGAUUUAAUUUAAUACUUUUUUCAUUUAUAAUCUAUGUAAAUAAUAUAUUAUACAAUUAAUUUUUUUCAAUACUUUUAUGAACGUCAAAACAUGACAAAUUUAUAAUAUUAUUAUAAUCACCACACGGUGCUUUAAAUUUAUAAAAAAAUUAGCAUCACUUUUACAGUUUAUGUAGGUAGAAUAAUUCGUUUCGUUCUUUACUGGUACAACAAUAAAUUGUAAUCAACGAAAAAUUAACAGAAUUUUUUUUAUAUGUUUUUUAUUAGAUAUAUUUUUAUAAACGAUUAUUCAUUGUGUAUAAUAUGCAUAUUUUAUUGUUGUUUGGAAAUUCGUUAUUUUAAGUGAAACUUUUUUCAUAUUUUAAAGUCAAUUACUUUUGCUACAAAUAAUUUUUUUUUUUUGUAAUUUUUAAUAUAUUAAGCUUACAGUAUACAUCACUUAUAUAAAAUUUGAUAUUUAUAUACAAUGUAAAAUCGAUUUAUCUCACGUUUUUGAUUUAUAAUUAUAUUAUAGUAUGUUGUUUUUAUAAUCACAAAUUCAUGGUAAACCGUGGAGACCCACACAUUAAAAUGAUGAAAAGGCUGCAUUCGUUUUUUUGUAAAACAAUAAUAAUUUGUUUUAAUUUGUAAAAUUAAAAUCGGUUUUUAUUUGUUAAUUUAUUAUUUUUCUAAUUGAAAUUUUCUAAAUUGUCUAGUUUAUUUUUUUUUUUUUUUUUUAGUUUUACACGUCACAUAAUAUUAUAAGUUAUCUUUUUUAUACAGAUAAAAAUUAAUUAAUUGAAAUUUUAUUAGUAUAUGAAACAUAUACUAUUUUAGUUAUAAUUAAAAUAGUUUUAAUUAUAUAAAUAACUAGUGAAUUAUUUUUGUUGUUUGACUAAAUGUUAGAAGAUACAAUAUUAUAGAUAAUAAUUACCUACUCAAACAUCAAAUAUUUUGUUUUAAAUCAAUUUUAUGCGUGUGCUAUGUUGUUUUUUUAUUGUUAAUUUAUGUUUAUUAUUAUAAUUUAUAAUGUUUAUUUAUUUGUAUUUUUAUUGAAAAAUUAAAGUAGUAAUAAUUGGUUUUAGAUAAAAUUAUUUAUCCGACUUUGUAAACGACUCUAUUUACAGUUUUAUAUCACUUUUUAACAUUUCAAAACAUUUUUUCUUAAAUUAUAUUCUUUUUAAACUAUCUAUCUGUUUUUUAAAACUGUUUGUUCAGUUGGUUAGAUUAAUUGAUGAAAUAAUACAUCAAAAUCGACUGACUUAUUUAGAAAUAAUGUUAUUUUUAAAUUUAUUGUACGAUAAAUAAUAACGUAUUUUUAUAUUGCAUUUAAAACAUGGGUUCGUUUAAAAUAAAACAUGUUUUUAAUUAUUGAAAAUGCAUUGUUAGUGUUAAUUUGUUUAAAAAUAAUGAUUGAUAUAAAAGAGUAAAAUAAAGUAUAAAAAUAUUUGUAUUCGUGUUUCACCGUUCAACCGUUCAUUCCACUAUUUUAGUAUAAAAUAAAAAAAUAUGAAAUACAA